This is a messenger RNA of Penicillium soppii, 1184 nucleotides long. Its product is annotated as TauD/TfdA family dioxygenase. The record is from RefSeq and is a predicted model, not a curated record. Lineage: Eukaryota; Fungi; Ascomycota; Eurotiomycetes; Eurotiales; Aspergillaceae. The transcript has 4 exons. The annotation marks the transcript as partial. Gene Ontology annotation, molecular function: oxidoreductase activity.
UCAACAUGACUGUGAUAGCAGUACCAUCGCAACAAGCAGACCUCGAAUAUACGCCAGUCCGACAGAAAUGGUUGGACCGAACCGAGCGUCGACUCAAGACAGAGAUUCUCAGCACAGAAUUGCCUGAAGGGUUUCCUAAAAGACUCGAUUCCGAUUUGGUAUGGGAUGGUCGAACGUUACCAGACGUAUAUGACUGGACAUAUCACUUGGAUUCUGAAGAUCUUGAGGAGAUCAAAAAGGCCUUAGCCUACUUCCGUGGUCUCAAGAAACCUCUUGGUCACAUCGACCCCGAUACCUUCCCUCUACCGAAGCUCCACGAUAAGUUGCGAGACAUCUCAAAUGAAGUCCACAAUGGCCAUGGAUUCAAGGUAGUCCGUGGUAUUCCUGUUGAUGAUUACACCCGGGAAGAUAACAUCAUUAUUUAUGCUGGCGUUUCUUCUCAUGUUGCCUCUGAACGCGGUCGUCAGAUCAUUGCGAGGCCAUCUCAAAUCGUACUCUGUCAUGUCAAAGAUCUUAUGACCACCUCGGAAAAAAAGAAGAUUGGUGUGGCUACAUACACAACCGAUCAACUAGUUUUCCAUACUGACGUUGGAGACAUCAUAUCUCUGUUCUGUCUUGGCGCAGCCGCCGAGGGAGGGUGCAGCCAACUGGCCAGUAGCUGGUAUGUCUACAACGAGCUAGCGGCUACAAGGCCCGACCUGAUUCAGGCAAUGGCGGAGGAUUGGCCCCACGAUACGCAGGGAAGCACACCAGAGGGCUACAAUAUGCGGCCGAUUCUUCACCAUCAACCCGCAACUGACUCAACCCCGGAAAGAAUCGUAAUUCAUUGCAUGCGCCGUGACUUUACUGGAUAUCUUGCAGCACCAAGGCCGAAGACAAUCCCACCAAUUACUGAUGCCCAAGCAGAGGCAUUAGAUGCCAUUCAUUUCUUGGCUGAGAAACACCAACUUCGUCUUGACUUUCAAAAAGGUGACAUCCAAUAUGUGAAUAACUUCAGCAUUCUUCAUGCCCGAGAGUCAUUCAGAGAUACACCAGAGCAGCAGCGUCAUCUUAUAAGACUCUGGCUCCGUGAUCCCGAGCAUGCAUGGGAGAUACCGGGGCCAUUGAAGGGUCGAGUGGGAAGGGUGUACAACAACUUGAACAAAGACACACAGGAAUUCCCAAUGGAAGCCGAAGUCGAGAGC